UCCGCUUCGGUCCCUGCUGAUUGCCGGCCAUGGAGGACACCGCGGUCGAGGAGGCGGAGGUGAGCGGCGCGGCCGAGUUCGCGCCGGCGCUCGUCGCCGCCCACCCGUUCGGCCACUCCGUCGCCGUCGCCGUCGGGCCCGAUCUCCGGGUGUUCGAUCUCCAAGGUGGUUGUGCAGUCUCACUGACGGAUGAUUCUGGCGGCCCUGCUCAUUCGGAUGCUAUCAGAGCUAUAACGUUUGGUGCUGGUGGUGACUUGUUCGCGUCUGCGGGCGAUGACAAGCUUGUGAAGGUCUGGAAGACCCGUUCGUGGCGCUGCAUCCGCACUAUAACUUCUGAAAAGAGGGUCAGUGCAGUUGCUUUUAGCAACGAUGGCCUCUAUGUUGCCUUUGCCGAUAAAUUUGGUGUAAUUUGGUUAGUUACUCUGGGGGAAGAUGAUGAAGGGCAGGUGUCAGCUGAUAGCAAACCUGUGUCAAUUUUCGGUCACUACUGCAGUAUUAUUACUAGCAUGAAAUUCUCACCAGAUGGACGGUUCAUUGCCACUGCUGACCGGGACUUCAAAAUCCGAGUUACGUCGUUCCCAAAAAACCCCAUGAAAGGGGCUACCGAAAUACAGAGCUUUUGCCUUGGACAUACAGAAUUCGUUUCUUGCAUUGCCUUCACACGCAUUUCAGGAGGGUCGUGCUUUCUAUUAUCUGGAGGCGGUGAUUCAACGGUUAGGUUAUGGGACCACAUAAAUGGCUGCCUCCUCGAUACAUAUGACGUCAGAGACAAUGUGGGAGAACUCUCCGAGCCAAAUGAAUCCGAAGACAGCAAUCUAGCCAUUGGGAACAUAUGUCUGACAAAUAAUAACUCAAUGGUUGCUGUAGCUAUUCAAAGUUUGAAUGGGCUGAUGCUCUUAGCAUGUGAUCUUGUAGCAAAGAAGUUGUCUUUUCUAAAGGUGAUUCGAACGGAGAAGAGCUACAUUCCUACUAGCUUAGCUUCCAGAUGCUGGGAGGGUCUUCUGUGGACUGUUAUGGGUGCAUCAAAUAUGCCUAACCAGUCUGCAUCCCAGCUAUUGACCCGUGUAAGAAUCAUCCCCCUGAUCCAGAAAGAUGUAGAAGCCUCGGCUGGUCAUGACUUUGCGGCCCUUGACGACGCUGAAGUACCGCAUGGCGAGAAACUUCUCUUGGCGCUGCAAGGCAGCCUCGACUCGUCAAAGCAAGAGGAGGUGCUGGCCGCGGUACUCGCCGCUCUGAAGGUCUCGAUGCACAAGAUGCUGGUGAAGAAGAACUACUCGGAGGAGCGCAGGGAGCAGAGGAAGAGGGGCAGGAACGACAAGAAGAUCAAGAACUAGCUUUUGUUGGGCCUGAAACAGUACCAAAUUACACAGGUCCUCGUUGUUGUGUUGUAGCAUGAGAAACUGAGCGCGAGAAAGAAAUGUAUUGACAAGUUGUAAGAGUAGACCAGAUUCAGCAAAAUUUUCUUGUGACAAA
Messenger RNA from Lolium perenne, 1473 nucleotides. RefSeq lists its product as uncharacterized. Gene Ontology annotation, biological process: tRNA modification; RNA (guanine-N7)-methylation. Lineage: Eukaryota; Viridiplantae; Streptophyta; Magnoliopsida; Poales; Poaceae. The record is from RefSeq and is a predicted model, not a curated record. Gene Ontology annotation, cellular component: nucleus; cytosol; tRNA methyltransferase complex. Gene Ontology annotation, molecular function: protein binding.